AAAGAUGGAAACAAACGACUCGUUCGCUUUGAAUCCAACUGGCGUGACCUCCAAACCAAAACAUUUGAUUCGGUUUGUGGUCAGGUAGGGACACGGCACAGCAGCAAAUAUGGUCCUCGAAGACAAAAUGAUCGCGAACGGAGAGCCAGACGAUGAGGAAGAGGAGGAAGAAGAAGAGGAGGACCUAGUGGAUCCCAUGGAAACGAUGCGAGAAAAGUGUGCAGAGGCGGAGCACUGCGUACACACACAGGCACGUCUGGAACAAUGUGAGACCCGAGUCAACUCUCGUUCCUCCACAACGGAGGACUGCACCGAGGAACUUUUUGACUUCCUCCAUGCACGGGACCAUUGUGUGGCGCACAAACUCUUCCAUUCGGUUAAAUGAAGCUCCUCUUCUUAUUGGCUGUGCCAGUGGCUUACAAGGAGAAUAUGGUUCUAAAUAGAUUUAAAAUAUUCACUGUAUGUAUAUGAAUACGCUGUAUGUUAUUUUAUCUGUAUGAUCAUAUUAGAAACCUGCAGAGCAAAUGGAAGCAAAUAUUAAAAUGGAAGGGUCAAGA
Molecule: messenger RNA, 557 nt
Organism: Syngnathus typhle (broad-nosed pipefish)
Lineage: Eukaryota; Metazoa; Chordata; Actinopteri; Syngnathiformes; Syngnathidae
Gene: uqcrh
Product: cytochrome b-c1 complex subunit 6, mitochondrial
Exons: 4
Coding region: 110-385 (91 amino acids)
Biological process (GO): mitochondrial electron transport, ubiquinol to cytochrome c
Source: RefSeq, a predicted model, not a curated record